UUUAAAAUCACAUAGAACAGGAAGCUUUUAGAGAUGACUUUCUUUGAGUAAAGCCCAGCAGUACUGAUGUUCUGCCUGAGCACAGCUUAAUGCCCCAGUCUGUACUGCUGAGACUUUACUCCUAAGCCAGGAAAAACAAUGCUGCAGAGACCCCGGAUCCCAGCAGGGCCCUGAGCUAUUUAUUUCUGUGGGCCUGACACGUUUAGGAAGUCUGUGUGUCUCUGUAGCCAUUUAGAGUUCAGUGCAGAAUCUGUCAAUGGAUUAGGUUGCACGUUUAGCUAUUAUCACAUAACCAGGGUAGUGGUCAGUAAUGUACAGAUGGAGUGCUUGGAAACUUGGUGAAAAGAAGCCACGACUUGAGGCAAAAAGUCAUCGCUUUAGAUAAGCAAAUUCCGUGAUAUGCAUCUGCUUUAGUGACCUCAGCAUUGAACUGCACUUGCAAAUUUAAGAUUUGAAGUAAAGAAUUCACGAUGAUACCAGUUAUUUCAUCAGAAAUUAAUCACUCCUUCCAUUUCCUCCAAAUAUUAACCCCUUUUCUACUUUUUUUUAAUUAACUGUUUUCAUUGGGACAAACAGUGAAUAUUGGUUUUCAUUAUUUUGACUUUUCUGGUUAAAUAACAAACGAUACCUAAAAGUUAGAGAUUCCUGUUUGUGUACAUUUGCUAAGGGGAGGGAAAAAAAGAUCUACAUUAAAUUUGUAGUAAUUGAAGUGGCUUUAAUUACCUGUCAGACUGCUGUCUUCGAGUGGUGUUACAGGCAGGGCUCUGUUGGAGCAGCAGACCUCUGGUACAGCUGGCAGGUAUUCACCUUACACUACAUCUCAACAUCUGGGAUGGAAGUUGAAGUGUGCCAUUUCAAGUAAGGUGUUAUUUCAUGUGUUGUUCAUGAACUGCCAUGAAAGUGAUGGCAUUACCAGGUGUUAGAUAACUGUGUUACUGGUUGUGCCUCAGUUUGGGAAUGUAGAAGAACAGUGCAGUAUUAAAUGAAUGUGGAGGUAUAUAUGUGAUAGAUAGGGUACUCUGGGGUCCUCUGUGGUAAUAUUUCACUGUCACAGCUCUCCCAUCCUUAUUGCAUGUCUGUCUUCAGGUGGAAGGCAAAAGGAGGAAAAAAAAAUUAAAAAAUCGACCUCUUUUUAAGAGAAACAGAAAUGUUCAAACAGGAAAGCAGACCUUGGUAGCCUGUGGUCAUUAUCUUAUAACUGCUCCAACUUUUUUUGACCUCUGCAUCCCUUUGCUCCCAUUCUCUCCUUGUUUUUCUUUCCUCCUGCUAGCAGUGUCACACUUACCUGUUUGUUUGGAAGUUACGCAGGAGGAGAAAAAAAUAAGUGGAUCAUUAAUGCACAAAGCCCUUCUGCACAAGGGUGAUGAAUCAAAUAAAUAUUGGGAAUAUGGUUGUUUGGUUUUUAAAUCCUUAGUUCUGUUUCUUGUUCUGUGGUAGAAUGUCAAAGGUGAUAGGUGGAAAAAGUUAACUGGUGGAUUUUGAUGUUGAGAGUUCAAUUGGGAAGCAAUGGGAUGCUGAAGAAAUGGCGUUUGUAUUCUUAGCAGGCCUGGUGCCAAUAAGCUCUGAGUAACACAAAUGUACCAACACACAAAAUAGCCACAUCUUUUUCAUUGCACGUAAAGCAGCUGCCUUAGCUGUGCUGCAGGGGAACACCCAGGCAGAGUUGGUGGGAAAACCGGGUGAUUCUUGCAAGAGGAUUAGUUUUCCUGAGCCUUGUUUUAGCUCUCUAGCCUUAAAAGCUGUGCUGACAAAAGAAAGUAUCUUAAUUUAUGGGUUGAGAUCUUGAGAAUUCAUAUACAAGCUCUCCUGCUUUUCUCUCUGUAUUUUUGUUGAGUUUCCUUUCUGUUUUCAUGCAAGCAAUAUGCACAAACUAGAAAUCAGUCUGUCAGACAAUUAAUUUUAAUGGGUAGCUAUAAAAAGGAAAUGGAAAAGUGCUUGUGUGUAAAUCAAUUUUAUUUUCCUGCUUUCAGUCCCUCAAGUGCAGCCACUGAUCACGAGAUGUUACCACAGAACCUACCUCAGACUUCGCUUUUGCCGAUUCGUUUCCUGCAUCGUUACAAUCUCUCCAGGAGCUCUGCAGACACUCUUAAAAGUCUCUGAACAUAUUGUGCCAUCGUCAAAGAAUGAUGACCUAACGUAGGUCAAAGUCUGGAGCGUUGAUCCAGCUGGCAAAGAUAACGCUGCCUUUUUGUUUGAUCGGUAUCACUUCUGAACUUACUUCAGAAACGUUCAGCUGACCUUGAUCUGGCAAAAAGAUCCUCACUUUUCACUCUGGUCCUGGAAAUAUUAAUGGAAUACAGUCAUGUCUACCCAGGACGAGAGGCAGAUAAAUAGCGAAUAUGCUGUGUCCUUGCUGGAGCAGUUAAAAUUCUUUUAUGAACAGCAGUUGCUAACUGACAUAGUACUGAUUGCUGAGGGUACAGAAUUUCCCUGCCAUAAGAUGGUUCUUGCAACGUGCAGCUCAUACUUCAGAGCUAUGUUCAUGAGUGGGCUAAGUGAAAGCAAACAAACACACGUGCACCUGAGGAAUGUGGAUGCAGCCACUUUACAAAUUAUAAUAACGUACGCAUACACGGGUAACUUGGCAAUAAGUGACAGCACAGUAGAACAGCUUUAUGAAACUGCCUGCUUCUUACAGGUAGAUGAUGUGUUACAACGGUGUAGAGAGUACUUAAUCAAAAAGAUUAAUGCAGAAAAUUGUGUGCGCCUGUUAAGUUUUGCUGAUCUCUUCAGCUGUGAAGAGUUAAAACAGAGUGCUAAGAGAAUGGUGGAGCACAAGUUCACAGCUGUGUACCACCAGGAGGCUUUCAUGCAGCUGUCACAUGAUCUACUGAUCGAUAUUUUAAGCAGUGACAAUUUGAAUGUGGAGAAGGAGGAGACAGUUCGUGAAGCUGCUAUGCUAUGGCUGGAGUACAACACAGAAUCACGGUCACAGUAUUUGUCCUCUGUUCUUAGCCAAAUCCGAAUCGAUGCACUUUCAGAAGUAACACAGAGAGCCUGGUUUCAAGGCUUACCGCCCAACGAUAAGUCUGUGGUGGUACAAGGACUGUACAAAUCUAUGCCCAAGUUUUUCAAGCCCAGGCUUGGUAUGACAAAAGAGGAGAUGAUGAUAUUCAUUGAAGCUGCUGCUGAAAACCCCGGUAGUCUUUAUUCUUCUGUCUGUUACAGCCCACAGGCAGAGAAAGUUUACAAGCUCUGCAACCCUCCUGCUGACUUGCAUAAGGUUGGAACACUUGUAACUCCUGAUAAUGAUAUCUAUAUAGCAGGGGGGCAAGUUCCUCUGAAAAAUGCAAAAACCAAUCACAGUAAAAGCAGCAAGCUCCAGGCUGCCUUCAGAACUGUGAAUUGCUUUUACUGGUUUGAUGCACAGCAAAACACUUGGUUUCCAAAGACACCGAUGCUCUUUGUUCGUAUCAAGCCAUCCCUGGUCUGCUGUGAAGGAUACAUCUAUGCAAUUGGAGGCGACAGCGUCGGCGGAGAGCUCAACAGGAGAACUGUCGAAAGAUACGACACUGAGAAAGACGAGUGGACCAUGGUAAGCCCGCUGCCUUGUGCGUGGCAGUGGAGCACGGCGGUAGCAGUUCACAACUGCAUUUAUGUCAUGGCACACAACUUGAUGUACUGUUACUUUCCCAGGUCAGAUGCCUGGGUAGAAAUGGCUAUGCGACAAACAAGCAGAUGUUUUGCUUCAGCUGCCGCUUUUGGAGAUAAAAUAUUCUACAUCGGAGGACUCCACAUUGCCAGCAACUCUGGUAUAAGACUCCCAAGCAGUACUGUAGAUGGGUCUUCCGUAACUGUGGAAAUCUACGACGUGAAUAAAAACGAAUGGAGGAUGGCGGCUAAUAUCCCUGCCAAGCGCUAUUCUGACCCGUGCGUGAGAGCUGUUGUCAUCUCCAACUCUCUGUGUGUCUUCAUACGAGAAACCCACAUGAAUGAGAGAGCGAGGUAUGCCACCUAUCAGUACGAUCUGGAACUCGAUCGCUGGUUUCUAAGACAGCACAUAUCGGAACGUGUGUUGUGGGACUUGGGCAAGGACUUUCGGUGCACUGUAGGAAAGCUGUAUCCAUCUUGCCUUGAAGAGUCCCCAUGGAAACCUCCAACGUAUCUCUUCUCACCAGAUGGAGCGGAUGAAUUUGAGCUGGAUGGGGAGAUGGUUACCUUACCACCUGUAUAGCUCCCAAAUUAGACUGCACAAUCGAGUCAGUGUACAGUUACCUUGAAAUAAAUGAUUGUGAGAGGUCUGGAAAGAAAAAUGUCCAAUCGGUCCUUCAUGAGUUGUAUUUUUAUGCCCUACCAAAUACUUGCAGCAGUUCAGUAUGAAUCGAUGAAAUAAGCUGGUAUGCUUCCAUAAUCUGAAAUAAUAUUAUCUGAUAAUUGAGAAACAUAUAUGUAUAUCAUGAUCUUAGUCAUCUGGCUUGUCUAAAGAAUUAAUUUCUAGUUCUAUAAAGUCUGUUUCAGGAAAAAUAGCUUCAGAAAAAAAAAAAGUAUUUACUGUUUCUAGGAUGAUGUCACAACUCUUCUGAAAGUACCUUCCAGUUACAUUUGAACUACUUCUGGGUGUUCUAAUCAAGUCCUAGUUAUAUAAUUGUCAGUGUGGCCUAAUUAAGGGAUUGUGCUGCACUUAAUACUAGUAUCCAUGUUGGUAUAGUAAUGCCAUUUAAAAACAAACAAAAACAAAUCCCAUGGAUCUACCUGCAGUAGGAAGGGUAGAUCUUCCAUUGUAUUGUAAUGUGCAGGGCAAGAUGACUGCAGGUUCAGUCAAGCUGUACUAUUAGGUGCAUGUACUCUAUUUUCACAAACUUAAACCUGUCUGUUUAGAAUACAGGUCUUCCAAGCAGCUGGUAGUUUACCAGGUGUGGACUUAAGUUGCUGGGCUUGCAAUAGGAAUUGUCAGCCCUCAUAGUGCGGGUCUUUGUGGAGCUUUAAUCAGUGAAUGCCUCCACAUUCUGUAUUACAGUAACAUUGGCUCAUGUAUAUUACUUCCUGCUGCUGAUGUAUUUUUCCAUUGUAAAACAAAGUUUUAGUGUGGAUUAACCAGGUCUUUAUUUUCUGUUAAUUUAAUAACAAGCAUUACUGUAGUGUGAUUGUGUAUAGAUAUCCCUUAGCUAUCAGGUUUUUUACUUCGGGGGGGAUGGGGGAAGCAACCAGUUCAGGAAUAUCCUGUACUCUGUGUGCAGGAGAGCAGAUGACUCGUGCUGCUCUGGCAUUAAUCCCAGGAACCACUAGCAGUAGCGGGGCACCGCCAGCCUAACAUGAACACAGGUGCUUCAUGACAAACCUUACUAGCAUGUUCAGUUGCAUCAUGUUCUGGCACUGUAUUUUGAAUGACAUUAAUUUAUUAAAAAAGACUGAAUCCAACUGAGUUUGGGUGUGCUUUCUGCUUGAAGUUGACACAGUUAUGCCCUCUCCCUCACCCUCAAAUAGUAUCUCUUAAUUUAUUGAAAGCUAUUUCAAAUAGUUAAGCUAUGGAAAACUUGGAGCCAUCACUAUUGACCUGCAUACCUAAUUUCCAGCACUACAUAGAACUUGAAACUCCCACUAAGACUUCUGUAAACUGACACAUCUCCAGUCAUGGUAUUUUGUGGAACGUAAGGAUUUACAGGACAACUAACGAUGGCUAGUGAAGAGAAAGAGGCAAACUACUAACUUUAAGGAAGGUGACAAAUAACAUGUUGGCAUUUACUGCUUCAUCAGCUCUUCUGCUGCCUGAAUUGCUUAGGUGAGAAGGAGGAAUGACUUGUGCUCCUGCUGAUAGUGCGUUACUGUAACCUGGAGCACCAGUUACGGGUUGGUCCAAUGGUGCGCAAGUUAGAAGAACAGUGUUGCUGUUUUGUAAUGUUUGGAGAACCACAGACCUCUGGCAAAAACGGUGGUGGUAUCUUGCUUGCUGCAGCCUGACUGGACUACUUAAUUCUGUAGCCUGCUUCAUCAAGGGCUACUACAGCAGCCUUAGGCUCAGGACAUGCUUUAAUUCCAAGUGUAGAUGAUCUGCAGCUAGGGAAGGAGCACAGCGGGUGUGUUCUGUUAAAUGGGAACUUGAAUUGAAAGUUUAAGAUCUGAUGCACGAUUUCUUACCCUAAAAAAGUGUGCUAGGUUCUAACAGUGCACUGACUUGCACUCAGUGCUUCACAGGACCAACUAAAAACAUCUUUUGAAAUGCAGAAGGACUACACGACUUCUUGCUAGUCUGCAUUUUAUACUCCUUAGAACAGUUCGAUGUAAGCCUGCGUGGUACCUUACUUAAAAUUAAUUUUAAUAAUGCAGUACUUAAGGACAAGACUAGUCAGGUGUCAAGCAGUUCUCUUAUGACUCGGUCAGACAUGCUUACUAUCAGCUCACUUAUACCACUAGUUGCUGCAGUCAGUAUUUGACCCCAGACAAAAGCAGCUGGCAAAUGCGAGUCUCUAGUCUGAAUUGUUCCUUUUCAUUAUUUGAGGAGGAAACUCUGCAGGCAAAGCCUUGUCAUGUGUCUGGAAAUGGUCGCCAGUGGUAGAAUUAGACAGCAGUGGGAACAAAGACAGCAGCUGAAAAAAUGCAGUUCUCAUUUUAUAAAUAGAGCAGUGAUGAUUAAAGCCUUCAAAGAGUUCUAAAAGAGUAUCUCACUACAAAGCUUCAACCUAAUGCUAGCCUACUCAACCUCUACUUGACUACAAAGUACAUUUACAUACAAGUUCUAAUGACUCUUUAUGUCCUCAAGCUUUCCUAUAUUUGCAAAAAGUUUGCUUUUCUUUUCUGAUAGAAAUACCUUUAAGUCCUGUGUAAUUUCAAUUCCCUGUACCUGAAAAAAUAAAAGAACACUCUCUACCAA
This is a messenger RNA of Meleagris gallopavo (turkey), 6808 nucleotides long. NCBI's taxonomy places the organism in Eukaryota, Metazoa, Chordata, Aves, Galliformes, Phasianidae. The record is from RefSeq and is a predicted model, not a curated record.